AUGUCUAUCGUUACUCAUAGAGAGACCAGCAAACACACUCACACAGUCAUCUUCCUCCACGGCCGAGACAGUGACGCCCAAGAGUUCCUGGACGAGUUCUUCGAGAGCGAGGCAUCCGAGCCUGCUGGGAGACCACGCACCCUCCCAGACCUGUUUCCAGGUAUCAGAUGGGUGUUUCCCACAGCACCAGCUCUUUAUUCGAAACGCUUCGAUACCACGAUAUCGCAAUGGUUCGAUAUAUGGUCAGUCGAAGAUCCUGAGGAGCAAGUCGAAAUCCAAAUGGAUGGAUUGAAACAAAGUGUUACCGCCCUGCUGGAGGUGAUGAGAGCCGAAGAAAUUCAUGUGCCUCGACAAAACAUCUUUUUAGGAGGUAUCAGCCAGGGAUUUGCGAUAGCGUUGUCUGCCUUUUUUGCAAACGGCCAAGGGUUCGCUGGCCUGAUUGGCCUAUGUAGUUGGAUGCCUUUCGCCAACCUUAUCGAAGAUCUUAAAGCAUCUAGCGCCAGUGACGAGCAGCUUUCCAACGCAGUUCAGAGGAUUUACUUCGGUCAGCAGUCCCCAGAACCAUCAUCGCCGUCCCUCCGGUCUACUCCCAUCUUUCUCGGCCACUCAAUCGAUGAUGACACUGUACCCAUUAAGAAUGGAAGGCGAAUGUGGGAUGUCCUAGUGCAUUCCUUAGGAUUGAAAACUCAGUUACACGAGUACGCGGAUGGGGGUCAUUGGGUGAACGACCCUCAAGGUGUGGACGACAUUAUGGAAUUUCCGAAUCUCACCAUGCGAAACCUGGGAGUCUCUGAUGAUGAAAUAAUACACGUCGAAUCGACCAUCGACCUUCGGCUUGUCUGA
Fonsecaea pedrosoi CBS 271.37 is the source of this 843-nucleotide messenger RNA. RefSeq lists its product as uncharacterized. The transcript has a single exon. The record is from RefSeq and is a predicted model, not a curated record. Gene Ontology annotation, molecular function: carboxylic ester hydrolase activity; palmitoyl-(protein) hydrolase activity. Gene Ontology annotation, biological process: protein depalmitoylation. Lineage: Eukaryota; Fungi; Ascomycota; Eurotiomycetes; Chaetothyriales; Herpotrichiellaceae. Bases 1 to 843 code for a protein of 280 amino acids. Gene Ontology annotation, cellular component: cytoplasm.